Megalops cyprinoides (Indo-Pacific tarpon) is the source of this 2597-nucleotide messenger RNA. RefSeq lists its product as uncharacterized. The record is from RefSeq and is a predicted model, not a curated record. Bases 51 to 1385 code for a protein of 444 amino acids. The transcript has 8 exons. NCBI's taxonomy places the organism in Eukaryota, Metazoa, Chordata, Actinopteri, Elopiformes, Megalopidae. Gene Ontology annotation, molecular function: N,N-dimethylaniline monooxygenase activity; NADP binding; flavin adenine dinucleotide binding.
GGUCCAUCGCGCAGUAACAAAGCAGGCGCCGAUUCUGAAACGAAUUACAGAUGGCAGGACUGGGAAAGCUGCGGGUGGCGGUGGUGGGGGCCGGGGCGGCGGGCCUGUGCACCGCGCGCCACCUCCUGUCCCGCGGGGACACCUUCGCCCCUCCCAUAGUUUACGAGCUCACCAAGAACGUGGGCGGCACCUGGGUCUAUGAGGAGAGGGUGGGGAAGUACGACAAUGGGCUGCCCAUCCACAGCAGCAUGUACCGGGACCUCAGAACAAACAUCCCUAAAGAAGUGAUGUCCUUCCCCGACUUCCCCUUCGAGGAGCAGCUUCCCUCGUUCGUCCAUCACACGGAGGUGCGGAAGUACCUGGAGAAGUACUGUGACCACUUCCGUCUGAGGGAUCACAUCCAGUUUGGCACAAUGGUGGACUCAGUGAGGCCGGUAGAGGUGAGGAAGGGCUGGCGGGGGAUGGCCUGGGACGUCACCACCAGCAACGGGGUCGACGGGAGUAAGACCUUCACCGAGCGCUUCGACGCCGUCAUGGUGUGCAAUGGGCAUUUUUACGACCCUUAUAUCCCAGAUAUACCUGGUCUGGAGAAAUUUUCAGGAUCUCUGAUGCACAGCCAUGACUACCGCAGCGCCGAACCCUUCUCUGGGAAGUCCGUGGUGCUGCUGGGAGCUGGGCUGUCCGGCCUCGACAUCGCCAUGGAGCUGUCCGCUGUCAACGCAAAGGUCAUCCUGAGCCACGGCCUGCGCCCUCUGACCUGCCCCCUCCCCCCGGGGGUCCAGCAGGCCCGUCCCGUUCAGAAGGUCCUGGACGACGGGACCCUGCAGUUCCAGGACGGGGCGCAAGCUAAGCCUGAGGUCUUCCUGUUCUGCACCGGCUACAACUUCACCUUCCCGUUCCUGGACUCCAGGCUGGGGCUGCGGGUUCAGGACCACCUGGUAUCCCCGCUCUACAAGUUCCUGAUGCCUCCAGCCUACCCUUCGCUCUUCAUCGUGGGAAUCUGCAGGGCCAUCUGCCCCUUCCCCCACUUCCACUGCCAGACCCAGUUUGUGCUCUCGGUGCUGGAUGGCUCAUUCUCGCUGCCAUCGCGUGAGGAGAUGGAGCGGGAUGUGGAGGAGGACAUUGCCGCACGCCGCGCUCGGGGCAUCGCCACGCGCCACGUGCUGAAGCUGGACUCGGAGCAGUGGGCCUACAACGACGAGCUGGCCCGCCUGGGCUGCUUCGCCCCACUGCCGCCCUACUGGAGCAACCUAUACGAGUCCAACAAGGUGUUCCGCGCCCGCGACAUGCUCAACUACAAGACCUACCGCUACACCGUGCUUGGCGACAGGGACUGGGUGGUGCACACGCAGCAGGGCCAGGCCAUCCAGAAGCCCCUGCCCUAAAGCACAGUCUGUGCGAACACCUGUUCAGCCCACCUGCAGGAACUCCUGCCCCCACUCACAGCUACAGAGAGCAAUGGACAAAGGAUCAGCCUCAUGUAGUGGCUUUCUGCAGCUUCCUUUUCUAGGUGCUAAAGAUCUAAUUGCUGAAACUUCAACGAAGCAAGCAAUGCAAAUAAUCCCUCAGGAGGUUUUUAGAAGACUAAUUUUGUCCCUUUUGUACUAAGUGUUCAUUUGUCCCUGGUACUAAGCUGUCCAAUUAUAUAAUUUUUUAGUAGUUGUCCUCAACUAGGGCUCUUUCUCAUUCUUAAUGGUGCUAUGUUCUAUGGUGCUAGGAAUGAAACAACUGCUGCUUAACUGUCUAACCAGCCUAUUGAUUUUCAAAUGCCUUGUACAGUCAGCCUCUUAGCCUCCCACAAGACCCAAACAUGCUGGUCGCUGGAGUUCAUAACUUUCCCACUGUGUUCCAGCAUCGAGUCAUUGCUAUGUGGCUAGCCUUCCACCCACAGUAUCAUGGCAUUUUACUACAUGCCAAAGAUCUUUCUAAAUGUAUAACCCGUGCACAUUACUACCGUCUCCUUGUUAGAUUAACACACUCUAAGAUCCCCUAGUAAUGUAAACUCAACUAUAAUAUGUGGUCUUCUGUUUUUUCAUGAAACUAUGGUAGACUCUUGGAAGCAGAACUUUCGAUUUCCAGACCCCCUUGCUUUGUUUCAUUGAAACUAUUUUGUUCUGUAUGCACAUACCAUGGAGUGCAUAUGUACACAGAUGCCUUACAAUUGUGCUUGUACAUUGGAAGUCGCUUUAGCGUCUGCUAAAUGACAAAAUGUGAAUGUACAUGUGACAAGAGCAGGUGCAGGAACCAUAGGAAUAGGGUUUUUAACCCCUGUUUUAAUAUGUACUUUGAAACUCAAACAUUAAGAAAUUAAACUUAAGUCAGUUGAUUUGGCCUUCUGUUGUCAGGCUUUCUGUAUGCUUCACACUCCUGUCUUUAUGUUUCUGCUCCAAAUCAGCUGCAUUGUCCUGAUUAAUGAGGACAUUCUAGUGAGUGAAAAGAGUCACUUAAUACGUAUUUAAGAUCAUGCACUAAUGGACUAAUUAGUCUUACAAAGGAUCCAGUUCCAUAAUGUAUGUAUGAGGAUUUCAUACAACAAAAUAUUAUACUGACAUAAAGUUCAACCUCAUGCAUGUCUUUUUUAUUUUGGAUGAACUGCA